Cylicostephanus goldi is the source of this 187-nucleotide messenger RNA. The record is from the annotation of a GenBank genome assembly. NCBI's taxonomy places the organism in Eukaryota, Metazoa, Nematoda, Chromadorea, Rhabditida, Strongylidae.
AGUAACAGAGACGACGACGACGACGGAAGUGACAACGACGACGGAGGGGACGACGACGACGGAGGGGACGACGACAAUGGAAGGGACGACGACGACGGAGGCGGUCGUGAGGACGGAAACAACGACAAAAAAGACGACAACGGAAGGCUUUGUAAAAGACCUACCGGUAACGGAUGCACCAACGGAU